Tachysurus fulvidraco (yellow catfish) is the source of this 5818-nucleotide messenger RNA. RefSeq names its product syntaxin binding protein 6 (amisyn) (gene stxbp6). Lineage: Eukaryota; Metazoa; Chordata; Actinopteri; Siluriformes; Bagridae. The coding region runs from base 550 to 1284 and encodes 244 amino acids. Gene Ontology annotation, cellular component: exocyst; plasma membrane. Gene Ontology annotation, biological process: regulation of SNARE complex assembly; exocytosis; Golgi to plasma membrane transport. Gene Ontology annotation, molecular function: phosphatidylinositol-4,5-bisphosphate binding. The record is from RefSeq and is a predicted model, not a curated record. The transcript is spliced from 8 exons.
GCGUGUCACGUGACCACAGUUUCCAGCUUUUCUCCAGCGGGACGUAGCAACGGCACAGCUCGACACACACACACACACACACACACACACACACACACACACACACACACACACACACACACACACACACACACACACACACACACACACACACACACACACACACACACACACACACACACACACACACACACACACAGAGUCAGCGGGGAGCUCCGAGGCACACGAGCAGCGCGUCGGCGGCUGAAAAGUCACGUUAAACGCCACCAGAACCGAAAUGCGAGUCUCUAAUUCGACGAGAUAACAGCGUCCUGACUUUUGGAAGUCUUUGGACUUCGUCCUGAGCACAGACCUGUGAGAAAAGCCAGAAACUACACACUACGCUUGCCCGGUAGAAGAGCAUUUCUUCUAUCUCUGUGUGAUGGAUCACUGCAUGACAUUCAGAACGGCUCACUUCCUCCUGAUGCCAGGAAUGCCUGCUGUGUGGAGGAACAUCAUGGUGAAGAGAUCGAAACCAUAUUUCUCAGUUUGUAACAUAUUUUGACAACGAUGAGUGCCCGAUCAGCCAUCAACAAAGAGAUCUUUAUCCCACACAAUGAGAGGAUGUUGGCAGCCGUGCAGGUGAAAAGGAGGACUAAGAAGAAGAUUCCCUUCCUGGCUACAGGAGGCCAGGGCGACUACAUGACUUUCAUCUGCCUAUCAGUGACUAACAAGAAGCCAACUGAGAUCUCUAUCACAAAAGUAAAGCAGUUUGAGGGCUCUUCUUCUUUUGUCAGAAGAUCCCAAUGGAGUCUCGACCAGCUGCGGCAGGUGAACGGCAUUGACCCUAACAGGGAUUGUCCAGAGUUUGACCUGACAUUUGAGAACGCUUUUGACCAGUGGGUGGCCGGCUCAGCUGGUGACAAGUGCAUAUUUGUGCAGGUCCUACACAACACAUGCCAGCGCUACAGUGCAGAUAGAAAACCAGAGUUUGUCAACUGCCACUCCAAACUGCUGGGAGCAGAAGAUCAAUCAGUAAAUACAGUCAUUUUCCGUUGCAAGAUCUUUUUGAACAGAAUGAGGAAGACAGUUAUGUCAGAUCCAGGUGUUCUACUUCAAGCAGGUAACAGCAUCCUGCAUACUGCAGCUGACAGCGUGACUAGUGCGGUGCAGAAGGCCAGUCAGGCACUGAACGAGCGUGGAGAGAGACUGGGUCGUGCGGAGGAGAAAACUGGAGACAUGAUGAACAGUGCUCACCAAUUCGCUGAUACUGCACACAAGCUGGCCAUGAAGCACAAAUGUUAAACAGCGCCAAAACAGUUCUGCCAAAGGGUUCUACCAGCGACACUCGGACAUACCUAGAGUGGAUGGAUUUUAGAAAUAUAACACUAGUAUUAUGCUGUCUCCCCCCCACCCCACCCCCACCCCCCACUUUUUUUUUUAAAUAAAAAACCAUAUCUUCCUGGUGUUUCCAGAAGAGUAGCUGGGGUUUAAAGAUGCCUGCCCCAAUGAUGUGAUGAAAAAGCAGAUAGGCCUUUUUAUGUUUUCAGAAUCCUCUCUUCUGGAUUCUUUCUCAGAGGGAAGAGGUGCAAAGAUUCCUGGAAUCAGGGUUUGUUUACUAAAGGAAACGGGCUUCUGUGUUACAUUUAGGGCCAAUUUAACUGAAUGUACAGAAGACCACUUUUAGCCAUUGCCUAAGUGUCAUACCACUUAUGAAUCUAUUAUCCCACAAUACAUUUCAUACCAUCAGUGAGCUCUAGUCCAUAAGUGGAGAGGACUGAAUGUUGCUUAGGCAUAAUAUAACCAUUUAUAAAAAUAUACUAUGAAAAUGCUCAUAUUUUUGGUCAGAGAUUUCAUACAUCCAAUCAUGAAAUUAGAAAACAAACUCAUAAAAUUUGAAGCUGAAAUAAAUGCUUAACAAUGUAUGUAGGUAUAUCUAACCUUUAACUUUUAAAUCAAAAUUAUCAAAUACAUUGUGCACUGUUGUUUUGUUUUUGAUCAUGUUCUUCAGAUAUCAGUAGAUUGCAUUUAAAUAAAGACUGAAUUGAUCACAUGUCAAAAGUUCAUAUGUUCCGGGCUUUAGCUUUGGGAAUUAAUUAUCUAAUAAAAAUAUUAGGUAAGAAGUGUUCACAGCGGGCCUUUUGAGAUCACUUGCUUGUGAGAAACUUGUGAAAUACUUAUUGACCCUUAAAACUUUACACCACAGUUGCCAUUGAUUUUAUUGUUUUUUUUUGUUUGUUUUUUUACAACAGUUGUGUGGUAUAAAGUGGUAUUAGUUCAACAGUACUUUGUGUUACAUCCUAAUCACAGUGCAUUGCCACUACCAAUGAGCUAUUAACAGUGUAAGUGACUUUCUUUGCUCUGUAAUCGUAUGUGAUCAUGUUACAUGAUUGAUUUGCUUGUAUGGGUGAAUUGAGAUAACCUUUGAUUAAUUCAUGCUCAAAACUAUAUAAUUACAAGUUGGUUAUCAUGUAAAAUAAAUUAGAUUAGAUAUUUUUAAGAAUUUGUAUAACAUGUUUGUGAACCCCCGAGCACCUCAGUUUUAUUGGUAGCAAUAUAUCGUGGCUUUCAAAUAGUACUUAGUAACUGUAGCUGUUUACAUAAUAGCAGAAUUCAUUACAGACAGCAGCUUACUGAGUCUGAAGUGCUCGUUUAUCUCAUAUGGGGUUUUUUCAGUUUAGCAUGCAGUUAUGAUGCACUGAAAUCUUUAUCAUUACCCUUUUGCAGAAAAUUCUAAAUAACACACUGGUCAUUAUUUUAAUAAAAAUGUGAACAUGCUGACUGCAUAUGUAAUAUCAGCUGGUCAUAAAAUCCAACUGCACGAUUGUUCAAUAUUUUUUAGUGUUUUUACACAAUUCAUUUCCAGACAAACAGAUUUACAAAUUUGUCCUGAAAACGUCAUUUUAAUUGACCAUGCUAGCAGUAGUUAGUUUUUAAACUCUGUGAAUGUACAGUUUAUUGUUUGGGUUUGUAUUCUUCUUAUUAUUAUUAUCGAAAAAUUUAAUGGCUAGUCGAUUUGAGAUUAAUAUUAGAUGUUGACUUUAAUGGUAACAUACAGCAGUUCUCCAGUUCCAGUGCUGGAGGAUGAAAAUUGAAAAGAUUCUCAGCCUUAGGUUCAGUUUUUAAAUGUGGAUAAAUGUUUAAAAGAAUUCAAGUUGCACAAUUGAAGUCAAAUUUUGAAUGUCAAACACCAUUAUAGGUGAAAUAAUGACAUUGUAUUAAAUUGUAUGCUCUACAUUCCUUAAGUGCUGACAGUAAAGAAGGUGAAAAGUUCAGACGUUAGAUUAGAUAUCCAGCACAACAUGUUGAUUUAGUCCCAAUAGUUAGUGCCUUUGUCAAAUAUAUUUAAAAAAUUUGUUUAAUAGUUGUUUUCUGUAGCAUAUGCUUUAUUUGUAAAGUUUUAUGUUUGUUUUGUGUAUUCCGUUAUCUAUUCCAAAAUAAUCUCCUCAUUAAUCCCAGUUAAAAUAUCAUAGUAUUGUUUUUAUAUGAAGUUUUACAUCUAAAUCAUUUUACUAGUAAAUGUUAUAUAGUGUACAUGUUCACAUGGUAUUUCAUAACUGUAAGGAAUGUGGUUUCCCAUUUAUUUUUCAAAAGCUCCUUCUAGUAUCUCUCCAAAUCCAGGCAUGACUGAAGCACCUGUAGUGCGUAAAUAAAAAAUACUUGACAUUCGUGGCUUGUCAUUUCUCCCACAAAAUUUCAUUUCCAUUUCACUCUAUGCCUUUUGCUUUAUAUAACAGAAAUAGUGAAAAUGUGGAGCAAUCAGGGAUUCAUGCAUUUUUUUAUAUUUUUUUCUGAUUAUAUUCUUUUUAUUUAUUUAAAAUGUAUUAGUGUUUGCCAAAUGUCUGUAUGUCUGAACGUCCUGCUUUGUUAGAAUGUUUGUAUUGUGGUGUUUCCGUGUUAAUGGCAUGUUAAUAUCCAUGUCUUUUAUGUUCUUGUUAAGGGCUUUAAUCCUAUAAUUUUUCAUAUUUUAUUUUUACAUAUUGAAGGAAAGUUGCUUCAUGUGAGUAACCCAGAAGCCAGUUCUACCAAUGUUACCACUUUCAGAUAGGUACUUAGUUGCAGCCUUAAUACUUCUGUUUUACUAUGAUUCUAGCAGAACUGCACAAACUGUCUAAAACUUUGUGAAUGACUUUCACCUAAAUAUGCACUGAUCAGCCAUAACAUUAAAACCACUGACAGGAACCAAUUAACAUUGAUUAGCAUUAUCUAGUUACAAUGCAAACUGACAAGGGGUGGGAUAUAUUAAGAAGAAGGAGAACAGAUAGUUCUCAAAGUUGAUGUAUUGGAAGCAGGAACAAUGGACAAGUGUAAGGAUCUGAGUGACUUUAACAAGGGUGAUGACUAGAAGACUGGGUAAAAGAAUCUUCAAAACUGCAAGUCUUGUGUGACCCUCCUAGUAUGCAGGGAGUAUUAUUUACAGAAAAGUGAUACAAGGAAGAACGACUUGUGAGAAGACUGGUGAUCCUCAUGGGGAACAUAGGCUAGCUCGGGUAGUCCAAUUCCACAGAAGAGCAGAUGUAGCAGAAACUGCUGGUAUGAUAGAAGGAUUUCAGAACAUACAGUGCAUAACCGCUUGCUGUGUAUGAGGCUGCUUAGAUAUAUACUGGUCAGAGUGCCCAUACUGACCCUUUACCAUUGAUGAAAGGACCUAUAAUGGGCAUGUGAGCAUCACACAUGCUCAUUUCAGUAGUGUUCCCUAAUUUCAUUGUCCUUUUCAGUAGUGUUCCUUAAUGGCAUUGUCCUGUUCAGUUGUGUUCCCCAAUGGCAUUGUCCACUUUAAGGAUAAUGCUCUCGGCCACACUGAAAAAGUGUUCAGGAAUGGUUUGAGCAGCAUGACAAAGAAUUCAUUGUAUUGACUUGGCCUCUAAAUUCCCCAAAUCUCAGUCCAAUCAAACAUUUGUGUAAUUUGCUGGACAAAUAAGUUCGAUCCAUGGAGGUCUCACCUCACAACUUACAGGACUUAAAGUAUCUGCUGCUAACGUGUUGGUGUGCGAUACCACCAGACACCCUCAGAAUCAAUGCCUUGAUGGGUCAGAGAUGAAUUGGUGGCAGACCAAACAAUUUCAGAGACCUGGUUUUAAUGUUAUGGUUGAUUGUUGUAUAGUACUCGGUUUGCUGUGUCUUUUAAACCAUUCCAUUAAUUCCAUUUCAGCUUAAGUUCCUUCUGGAUUGUUUUAUUGUUUAAAUAUCCCAGUGAAAAUCAUCUGUCAUAAAAUUAUAAGAUCACAAAAUAAAUCAUUUCAGUAAUAUAUUGGGUUAAAUAUUAUUCUUUUGUGCUCCAUACCGUUUAUUUUCUUCUGAGUGCAAAUGUGUCAAAUAUGUGUCUCUGAAAGGAUGUGAUUCUCACCACAAAGUUUUGCCAAAGAUGUUACUGUCAGAAUAAUAAAUCCAUAUAUUCAUAGGUAUAUUUAGAACUGAAAUUGACUUUGCUGAUUGAAUGUCUAUGGGAAAACAUUAAUCUUGGAUAAAAAAAAAACAAAUUUACCUUUAAUUUGGGCAGAUUUAUUUUAAUCUAAUGCUGUGCUGAAAUUUAAAAAAAUCUUGAAAAUAACUGAUUAAUGCUCUGCUGAUUGAUUCCUAGUGUAGCAAUAUAUGAUGGUGUGCUAUUUAUCCUUAGAGCCACAGUGUGCUGUGUGAAAGUUUUACUGAUGAUCUCAGUAACACUUGUGUUUUUUUUCUUCAAUAAAUUCAUAUGAUUUAUACUGUGCUGAAAAUAACUCCUUUACUUUCUUCAUGUUUUCAGAAGAAUACUAUUAUAAAAUGUUUAGUUUGACUAUUUAGUUUGCUAAUAUUUUAAAGCUCUGUUUCUGUUAAAUAUCAAAUAAAAAAAUGACAAUUA